Musca vetustissima is the source of this 1392-nucleotide messenger RNA. RefSeq names its product leucine-rich repeat neuronal protein 1. The transcript has a single exon. Lineage: Eukaryota; Metazoa; Arthropoda; Insecta; Diptera; Muscidae. The coding region runs from base 1 to 1392 and encodes 463 amino acids. The record is from RefSeq and is a predicted model, not a curated record. Gene Ontology annotation, molecular function: protein binding.
AUGGUGACUAAGUACAAAGUGGGGCUAUUUAUAGCUCUACAAAUAUUGGCCGUUACUGGAGAAUUCCUUAACGAAGGUAUUGAAGUCGAACGUUUCUGCUAUCCGGAGCAACUCAAAAAUAACCGUAAAUCCUGUGAAUGCAACAGUGACAGCUCCCCGCCAUGGGGCCUGCGGGUGGUGAACAUAGACUGCAGUUUUAAGAAUUUGAAAAGCGAAGAUUUCUCUGAAAUGCUGCCUCUGUAUUCGGAUCGCCUCGACUUGACAUGGAAUGCCUUGGAACGAGUACCAGUCCUGUCCAGUGACACAUUGCGCUUCCUCAAUCUCAUGCACAACAAUAUUUCGACAGUCGUGGCCAAAAACUUUAUCAACAUGUUCAAUUUGCGUGAACUCUAUCUUAGCUGGAAUAGCAUACAAUCGAUCGAAGCCAAUGCUUUUGAUCAACUUGGUCAUUUACAGGUGUUGGAUUUGUCGCACAACAACAUCCACAAUAUUGGUUUCCAACUAUUUGCCCCCUUAAUGAUAUUGGAAUCGUUGUAUCUGUCAUGGAAUCGUCAACUGAACCAGACCGAGGGUAUACAAGAGUUGGAUUUCUAUCAAACAUUUGGGGUGAACAUCAAUUUGAAGACCCUUAAACUGGAAGCCUGCAGUCUAAGCAAUAUCACACUACGCAAGCAGGUGGUACUCAAAGAAUUGGAUUUGAGACGCAAUCGCUUUACCGAAAUCCCCCACAAUCUACCAUCCACAUUGGAGAAAAUCGAUUUAAGUGAAAAUCUUUUCCUCACUCUCUCGGAAAAUGAUACCAAGCGUAUACCGCAAAUACGUGAACUUUACAUGGAAGAUAUGCCUGCCUUACACACCCUGGAAGAGAAUGCCUUUGUACCUUUGCAGUCGUUGGAGAAGAUCAGCUUCCAAAACAGUCGCCAUCUAUCCCACAUUGAUGGGCAUACCUUUGGUGCCAAUGCCACGCGUUCGCCACGAUUGCAUACAAUGACAUUUCGUGGUACUGGCGUACAUACUUUUAACUCCACCCUCUCGCCAAUAUUUUUCCAAUUGUCCGUCCUGGAUUUACACGGUGUGCCGUUACGCUGUGACUGCAACUUAGUGUGGCUGAAGAAUGUUCGACUCGAGACAAAUGGUCGUUGUUUCAAGCCGUCACGUCUGCGAGGUAUCACCUUGACUUCAGCUGAUCCAUCUGAUUUUAGUUGUGAACGUUGGCCCCGUUGGGUCUAUGGCAUUAUAAUAUUGGGUCUGAUAGUUUUGUGUUCGGUGGGCAUCUAUCUAAUUGUAAUGGGUCUACGACCACAUGGUGGUGUUACAAUGCGUCGUAAAGUGGGUCCGGGUAGUCCCUAUUCGCGUGUAACUAUCGAACCAAAUCGCCAAGAACACUAUUGA